AUGUCGAAGCUAUUUAGACUACGGGCGAGACCUCUCACAUGGGGAAGCAGCUUCACAGCGCGCCAAUUCAGCACAACAAGGCCUGCGUUGGCGGUGCGGGGAGGAUCGAAGCUCUUUAAAGAUGCGGACGCUGCGGUCGCGGAUAUCAAGAGUGGUUCAACACUGUUGAGUUCGGGCUUUGGGCUCUGUGGUGUCGCGGAUACAUUGAUUGGCGCACUGAACAGAAGAGGUCGCGAUUCUCUCCAUUCGCUUACUGCUGUGUCGAACAAUGCUGGCGUUGAAGGCAAAGGCGGUUUGGCAACGCUCACAAGCGCUGGUCAAGUCGAUCGCCUGAUCCUAUCAUAUCUUGGGAACAACAAGGUGUUGGAGAAGAAGUACCUGACGGGCGAAUUGGCCAUUGAGCUUUGUCCCCAGGGAACUCUAGCGGAGCGCAUUCGUGCUGCUGGCGCUGGCAUUCCUGCGUUCUUCACACCAACUGCAGCUCAUACUCUUUUGCAGGAUGGAGAAAUCCCCGUGCGACUGGACAAGUCGGGCGCUGUUGUGGAAAAGGGUCGAAAGCGAGAAACACGCGAGUUCAACGGCCGAACGUUCCUCAUGGAGACAGCGAUUGAAGGCGAUGUCGCUAUCAUUCGAGCUUGGAAGGCCGACAAGGAAGGAAACUGUGUGUUCCGAUACGCAACAAAAGCAUUUGGACCCAUCAUGGCCAAGGCCGCGAAACUCACAAUCGUCGAAGCCGAAAACAUCGUCGAAGUUGGCGCAAUCGACCCCAACGGUGUUGACCUCCCCGGAAUCUUUGUCGACCGAAUCGUCCCAUCGACCGCCGAGAAGAAUAUUGAGGUUCUCAAGUUGAGAGAGGAGGGAUCUGAUGGACCACCCAAGGCUACGAAUGAAGCGCAAGAACGACGAAACCGUAUCGCUAGACGGGCAUCCAAGGAAUUGAAGCCUGGUUACUAUGUCAACUUGGGUGUUGGUAUUCCUACGCUGGCUGUUUCUUUCCUCCCUGCCGAUUCGACGGUGCAUAUCCAGUCUGAGAACGGUAUUCUUGGAAUGGGUGCUUAUCCUACAAAGGAUGAAGUAGAUCCUGAUAUCAUCAACGCUGGUAAAGAAACAGUCACCCUAGUCCCAGGCGCAUCCGUCUUUGACUCCGCCGAGUCAUUCGGCAUGAUCCGCGGCGGUCACGUCGACGUCUCAAUCCUCGGCGCCCUUCAAGUCAGUGCCGUCGGCGAUUUAGCCAACUACAUGAUCCCCGGCAAAGUCUUCAAAGGCAUGGGCGGCGCAAUGGAUCUCGUCGCCAACCCCGACAACACCAAGAUCGUCGUCGCCACCGAACACUGUGCCAAGGACGGCUCAUCAAAGAUCAAGCAGCAGUGCACACUACCACUAACAGGCGCACGUGUGGUAAGCACCAUCAUCACGGAUCUGUGUGUGUUUGAGGUAGAUCGCGAGCAGGGUACUCUUACGCUUACAGAGCUUGCGCCGGGGGUCAGUGUGGAUGAGGUUAGGAGUAAGACGGAUGCGGACUUUUCGGUGGUGGAUGAUUUGAAGCAGAUGGAGUGA
This is a messenger RNA of Fusarium subglutinans, 1557 nucleotides long. Its product is annotated as putative succinyl 3-ketoacid-coenzyme A transferase mitochondrial precursor. The transcript has 5 exons. Gene Ontology annotation, molecular function: succinyl-CoA:3-oxo-acid CoA-transferase activity. The record is from RefSeq and is a predicted model, not a curated record. Gene Ontology annotation, biological process: ketone body catabolic process. Lineage: Eukaryota; Fungi; Ascomycota; Sordariomycetes; Hypocreales; Nectriaceae. The coding region runs from base 1 to 1557 and encodes 518 amino acids.